UGGGCCGAGAAACAAGAUCAUAUCUGGUCCAGCGUUAUCUUUGGCAUGAGAGAGGGAGAUUAGUAGCCUUUGUUGCAUUUGUGAUGCAUUGAAAAGGGUGCCUUCUUUAUGGACGAUUGAUUGCAAUAUAUAUAUAUGCAAAGUAAGGAAGACAUCACACGUGCGGGAGUUAGUUAGCGAGCUGAUCUUCCCCAGCGGGUAGUUGACUGCCCUGCUCUUUCCAUCUCUUCACUCUACUACCCAAGCCCGACUGAAGACCUAAAAGAGCUCUACUCUGUGCCGAGGGCUCUACAUAAGAGCUCUAAGCCCCGUCACACUACUCCGGUUGGAAGAGCCGUAACCCAGCCAGUGGAGGGGUCAUCAUAAUCAUCAUGACUCAGAGUCCCGUCCAUGGCUGCUCGGUCUGUGUGGCCCAGCUGACAGUCUUCCUCGCCCUGCUGUUGUGUCCCCUGGGGAGAGCACUCGGCGAAGACCAGGCUUCUCCGGCCCAGGUGCUGCAGGGCCUGUUGGAGCGAUAUGGGGACAAUGCCACCAUCUCUGUUCCCCAGCUCCGCUCUUUGUUGGCACGACUCGGUGCACCCGGCCUGGUGGACAACGGCACCGCAGCAGAGGCUCCACCGGCGCCGCCCAGAGUCAACCUGUCCAAAUGCUUACCUGGAGACACCCUGGCAGUUUACAGUAUGGACGAGCAGUCUCGUCUGGAUGGGCGUGGUCUACAGGAGCUCUGCCCCACCAUGCUUCAGCAAUUGGACUCUGGCGCAUGUGGGGUGGAGAAAAAGGAGGAGCUUAUCAUAGACCCGCCUUCCAAACCCACUGCUGCUGAAGUUUGGGGUUAUGGCUUCCUGUGUGUGACCUUCAUUUCUCUGUGUUCGCUGGUUGGGGCCAGUGUGGUCCCCUUCAUGAGGAAAACCUUUUACAAGCGUCUGCUGCUCUACUUCAUAGCCCUGGCCAUUGGCACCCUCUACUCCAACGCCCUGUUUCAGCUCAUCCCAGAGGCAUUUGGUUUUAACCCUAUGGUGGACAACUAUGUGUCUAAGUCCACGGUGGUGUUCGGAGGGUUCUACCUCUUCUUCUUCACUGAGAAGGUCCUCAAGAUGCUGCUCAAACCCAAGGAUAAGGGCCAUGACCACAGUCAUUUCCCAGCCAACGGAGACAUGGAAGAGGGUGUGACAGAGAAGCUGCAGCAGAGUGGAGAGGCGGGGCUUAACCUGCCCAAAGUGGACGGAGGAGAGGGGGACCGCAUGCUCACCCCUGCACUGACCCCACCGGACUCUCAGAGCCUGGGUGGAGGGAACAGCAGAGGAGGCUGCUAUUGGCUGAAGGGUACAGCAUACUCUGACAUCGGCACUCUGGCCUGGAUGAUCACGUUGAGCGACGGGCUCCAUAACUUCAUCGACGGCCUGGCCAUCGGAGCCUCCUUCACUGCCUCGACCUUCCAGGGCAUCAGCACCUCCGUGGCUAUACUCUGUGAGGAGUUUCCCCAUGAACUGGGAGACUUUGUGAUCUUGUUGAAUGCUGGGAUGAGCAUCCAGCAGGCUCUGUUCUUUAACUUCCUGUCUGCCUGCUGCUGCUACCUGGGCAUGGGUUUUGGCAUCCUGGCAGGAAACAGCUUCUCACCUCAAUGGAUCUUUGCCCUGGCAGGGGGCAUGUUCCUCUACAUCGCCCUGGCAGACAUGUUCCCGGAGAUGAACGAGGUGAGUCGUGAGGAGGAGGAGGCGGGUGGAAGCAGCUUCCUUGUGACCUUCAUCAUCCAGAACGCGGGCCUCCUAACCGGCUUUGCCAUCAUGCUGCUACUGACCACCUACUCUGGAGCCAUCACUAUAGACUAGCAUUAUUAUACACACAACUACACCCUGUCGGUUUUAACCAGAUCCAACCGCUUUCAACUGUAAUGAUUCCUUUUGGAGCUGAAUGGAAAUGCCCGCCCCUCCCUCCCCAGGCUCCCUCCCCAGGCCCCAUUUUGCCCCGAUUCUCCCUCAGGACUUUAGAGACCCGGGGCUUCGGUACUAGUACGGCAGGAACGCACCCUAUAAGACUUAAGCAGUUCCCAAAUGCAGUAGCUACUAGUACACUGGCAGGGGAACAGGCCUCCCUCAUCUCUCUUGGGCCUUCUCUGACCUCCCUAGUAUACUGGCAGGGGAACCGCCCUCCCUCAUCUCUCUUGGGCCUUCUCUGACCCCCCUAGUAUACUGGCAGGGGAACAGCCCUCCCUCAUCUCUCUUGGGCCUUCUCUGACCCCCCUAGUAUACUGGCAGGGGAACAGGCCUCCCUCAUCUCUCUUGGGCCUUCCUCUGACCCCCUAGUACACUGACAGGGGUACCGCCCUCCCUCAUCUCUCUUGGGCCUUCUCUGACCCCCCUAGUGCACUGACAGGGGUACCACCCUCCAUCUAUCUCUCUUGGGCUUUAUCUGACCCCCCUAGUAUACUGGCAGGGGUACCACCCUCCCUCAUCUCCCUUGGGCCUUUUCUGACCCCCUUAGUACACUGACAGGGGUACCACCAUCCCUCAUCUCUCUUGGGCCUUCUCUGACCCCCCUAGUACACUGACAGGGGUACCACCCUCCCUCAUCUCUCUUGGGCCUUUUCUGACCCCCCUAGUACACUGACAGGGGUACCACCCUCACUCAUCUCUCUUGGGCCUUCUCUGACCAGCCCCCUCUUGCCAGCUAGGUGACUAGCCUAGAGAUCCCUUUCCCCUCUGUUCUAUGCCACCUGCAGGGACAGGAACGGGUCAUAGGCAGGGGGGUAGGACCACCAUAUUAUCUCCUAUGCUGAUGACCAACAGACAUGCAAUAUCUACAAACCAUUUAUACAAACACAGUUCAUAUAUAAACUAUAACUAGGUAUAAAUAAAGUUAUUUAAUCAAACACUUCCUUGUUCCCCAGACUACUGAGAGACCAUUUCGGCUCUACAAAGACUCUUGCUGUUGUCAUGGAGAUCAUUCUGUCAUUGGUUAGUUUGGACAUGCAUGAUGAGCGUCGAGUUGGACAUUUUGAGCAACCAGGGGUGUAUUCAUUACGGAAACCGUUUGAGAACCAAACAGUAGCAAACAGAGCAAAUGGAACGAAAUGGUAAGGAACCUACCAGAAUUUGUCCAAUAGAAACGGUUGUUUGGUUUCUGUUGCAAAACAUUUUUGCAACCGAAUCAGCGUAAUGAUUACACCCCAGGGUCCAGUGACUUGGAAAUAGUGUAUUUAUGUUACCCAUAUGCCUCUGAGUGCCCACGGGCCAAACUACGGUGGCCUGCACAGCACAAUCAGGUAAUAGCAGUUGUAUUGUAGACAUCCUUGGACCUUUUUUCAUUGUCAGAGUGCAAACCCUUUUUUCAUUACAUACCAAAAAGAAAGUGUUCCAUAUAUAUAUGACGCACAGAUCAACUGGAAAGUUGAGCAAGCCGCCGUGAAGAAGAUCAAAUCCUUUCCCCAACAUAGGACUGAUGUGUCUGUGUUAUGUUUUACUUCAGGAGGAACCAGACAAAUGCAACACGUGUGAAUUUUAACCACAACAUGUGGACAGACCGUUUAUGAUGGACUCCGCUGGGACUUGUUUUUCCUCCAAAGUGUGAAGAACAAGAACCUCCUCUGAUUUGUAGCUUUCUGUCCUGGUUUCCUCGGUUGACAUUGUUCUCUACUAAGAUCUCAGCAAAUAGCUCCCUAUUAUAGUACACUUCCUAAAAUAAGGUUUUCUGUAGGGAAUAGAGUGCCAUUUUGGACAAAGCCUAUGUUUGAUGGAAGGACGUUGGCACCUGAAGCCACGGUCUAUUUCUCCCAAUCAGUUCCCCUAUCUAGCUAACCAUCUGUGCCCUUCAUAUGUUGUUGACCUGAUUUUUCUAAGACUCUAUUCUCUAUGAAUGCAAUCCUCCAUUCCUUAUCCAUACCGUUGUCAUUUUGAGAUAACGUCUAUUGUUGUAUUAUUUGUAUGUAAUGAAUGAAUGUUUGGAAACAAAGACCGUACACCCAGAAUCAUAGUCACACUUAAAGGAGGAGUUCACUAUUUUACAAGAUAAUGUUGAGAUGGUUCCUCACCCUGAACAUAGUCAAUGGGCCAGGAGAAACUGUAAUCCAUGGUUUAGUUUUCUUUAAACAGCCACAACAAACUUCAAACUUUUUAAAAAUCUAUGGAAGUGAUGGGCAGCUAUUAAAAAGUAAUAUGUCCAAAUCGCCCAAAAUCAAUUCUAUAUUUUGUUUGCUGUAACUAUAAAGUGAUUUGGCCUUUAAAAAGAAAAAACAUGCUCACAGCCCCAAUCACUUCCAUAGAUGUUUAGCUAGCGGUGGCCAACGUUGGUAAUGGCUGUUUAAUGAUUUAACUAGGCAAGUCAGUUAAGAACAAAUUAUUGGGCCUCCCGAGUGGCGCAUCGCUGUGCCACUAGAGAUUCUGGGUUCGAGGCCAGGCUCUGUCGCAGCCGGCCGC
Molecule: messenger RNA, 4412 nt
Organism: Oncorhynchus nerka (sockeye salmon)
Lineage: Eukaryota; Metazoa; Chordata; Actinopteri; Salmoniformes; Salmonidae
Gene: slc39a14
Product: solute carrier family 39 member 14
Exons: 10
Coding region: 372-1829 (485 amino acids)
Biological process (GO): zinc ion import across plasma membrane; intracellular monoatomic cation homeostasis
Cellular component (GO): plasma membrane
Molecular function (GO): zinc ion transmembrane transporter activity; monoatomic cation:bicarbonate symporter activity
Source: RefSeq, a predicted model, not a curated record